Atta colombica is the source of this 590-nucleotide messenger RNA. It is a transcript of the gene MED22, whose product is annotated as mediator of RNA polymerase II transcription subunit 22. The transcript has 2 exons. Gene Ontology annotation, biological process: regulation of transcription by RNA polymerase II. The coding region runs from base 103 to 525 and encodes 140 amino acids. The record is from RefSeq and is a predicted model, not a curated record. Gene Ontology annotation, cellular component: mediator complex. Gene Ontology annotation, molecular function: transcription coregulator activity. NCBI's taxonomy places the organism in Eukaryota, Metazoa, Arthropoda, Insecta, Hymenoptera, Formicidae.
UGUAAGAAAUUCGCUUGUCACUUUUUUUUGUGUCUGCGUGCCGUGGUCCUUCUUGUUAUCAUUGACAGUGUUGCACAUGUUAUUCCCUUUUAGUGUGACACAAUGGCCACACAACGUGCACUUCCUCAGAGUAAAGAAGCGUUAUUGAAAUCAUACACGACGAGGUUAAAAGACGACGUGAAGUCCAUGCUGGAAAAUUUCGAAGAGAUAAUUAAACUCGCAAAAGGAGAAAAUGAUUCUCAACUAUCUCGAAUGACACAAUGCGAGCAAGAUACAUAUGAAAUGCAUGUUAGAGCAGCUAAUAUUGUGCGUGCUGGCGAAUCAUUAAUGAAAUUAGUCUCUGAUAUAAAACAAUAUUUAAUUCUGAAUGAUUUUCCAUCUGUAAAUGACGCCAUAAUACAAAACGGCAAAUUAUUUAGGACUAAGCAAGUAGAAUGUGAUCAAAAAUUGGCUUCCCUGAGGGAUGAUAUGGCUGCGGAUUUAUACGAUCUGGAAGAGGAAUAUUAUACUUCCAUAUACAAAUAACACUAGUUUAAGUUUAAGCUUAAUUUAAUGCUAGUCCUGUAAUAUAUUUGAGACUGUUUUCUAAA